Molecule: messenger RNA, 3973 nt
Organism: Anguilla rostrata (American eel)
Lineage: Eukaryota; Metazoa; Chordata; Actinopteri; Anguilliformes; Anguillidae
Gene: tbl3
Product: transducin beta like 3
Exons: 24
Coding region: 180-2984 (934 amino acids)
Biological process (GO): endonucleolytic cleavage in 5'-ETS of tricistronic rRNA transcript (SSU-rRNA, 5.8S rRNA, LSU-rRNA); endonucleolytic cleavage to generate mature 5'-end of SSU-rRNA from (SSU-rRNA, 5.8S rRNA, LSU-rRNA)
Cellular component (GO): 90S preribosome; small-subunit processome; nucleolus
Molecular function (GO): protein binding; U3 snoRNA binding
Source: RefSeq, a predicted model, not a curated record
GUGCUCGUUCUUGAGCGCUAUGACGUCUAAUGUCAGCGACAAGCAAUGUGCUUCAUGGAAACGCACGCUGGAGGUGUAGACUGGUGUUGAUGAACUGCUCAGAGUUGAUCUAAGGUUUUCCGUCUGUGUAGGAAUAAAUAAAAUAAACUUUUUCUGAAGAGGGAACACGUGUUGUGUGCAUGACAAUGGCUAGCAACACGCUACAAUUCAAAACCAACUAUGCAGUAUCCAGUAAAAUCGAACCGUUUUACAAGGGAGGAAAAGUACAGAUUAACAAAGACGAGAAAUACAUUUUGUGCACGUGUGGGACACGGGUGAACAUUUUGGAGAUUGCAACGGGUCAGCUCACUCGUAGUAUUGAGCAGGAUGACCAAGAGGACAUCACGUCAUUCGCCCUCAGUCCUGAUGACGAGUUCCUGGUGACAGCCAGCCGUGCACUGGUGCUCAAACAGUGGGACUGGAGGGACGGCAUCUGCACUCGAAGCUGGAGGGCCAUCCACAACACCCCUGUGGCCAGCAUGACCUUUGACCCCAGCUCCACCCUGCUGGCCACAGGAGGGUGUGAUGGUACCAUUAAGCUGUGGGACGUUCUGAAACAGUACUGCACACACAACCUGAAAGGAUCCGCUGGGGUGGUGCACCUGGUGCAGUUCCACCCGGACAGCAGUGUGCUGCAGCUCUUCUCCUCCUCCCUGGACUGCGGGAUCCGCGUGUGGGACCUGCGCUCCAGCCAGUGCGUGUGUGUCCUGGAGAGCCACUACAGCGCCGUCACCUCCCUGGCCUUCACGCCUGACGGGAGCACCAUGGUGAGCUCGGGGCGGGACAAGAUCUGCACAGUGUGGGACCUGAAGAGCCGGGAGGUAGUGAGGACAGUGCCUGUGUAUGAGGCUGUGGAGGCCGUAGUCCUGCUUCCUGAGGAGGGAGAUUUCUCUCAGCUCGGCGUCAGAACCAAAGGACUUCACUUUAUCACUGCUGGGAGCAAGGGUGUGCUGCGGUUGUGGGAGGCCGGCUCCGCCCGCUGCGUUUUCUCGCAGACCCCCCCGGUGAGCACACCGCCCCCUAGUGGCGAGGAGGCCGGUCCUGAGGAGGAGUGGAGCCAGCGCAGCCUGACUUACUGCAUCCACCUGCCCAGCUCCGCCCGCCUGGCCAUCGUCACCGCCGAGCACAACAUCCUGCUGUACCAGCUGCCUGCGCUCGCCCUGCAGCAGCAGUUCGUCGGGUACAACGACGAGGUGCUGGACGUGAAGUUCCUGGGCAAGGGGGACAGCCACAUCGUCGUGGCAACGAACAGCCCCCAGCUGAAGGUGUUUGAACUGGCCUCGCGCAGCUGCCAGAUCCUGUACGGACAUACAGAUACGGUGCUGGCGCUGGACAUCUUCAGGAAAGGGUCGAUGUUUGCCAGCUGUUCCAAGGAUAACACGGUCAGAGUGUGGCGGAUGGACACGCUCAGCGGGGAGGUGCGGUGCGUGGCGCAGGGAUCCGGGCACGCCAACGCAGUGGGGUCCAUCUCCUGCUCCAGGUUGAAGGAGAGUUUCGUGGUGUCCGGCAGCCUGGACUGCACCGUCAAGGUGUGGGACGUCCCAGAGCAGCAGGAGGGGGCGGGAGAAGCAGAAUUACAGACGCUGUCCGUGCGGACCACGGAGAAAGCACACGACAAGGACGUGAACGGCGUGGCGGUGUCCCCGAACGAUAAGCUGCUGGCGUCGGGGUCUCAGGACCGCACGGUCAAGGUGUGGCCGUGCGGACCGGCUGCUGGGUUGCGGGGCCACGCGCGAGCGUUUGGAGGCAUACCCCUGGUCACAAACCAUUCCUGGCCAGCGCCUCGGCAGACCAUGAUGAAGCUUUUGGGUACGCAGAACUUCAGCUGCCUCAAGACGUUUGAAGGACACGACGCGUCUGUGCUCAAAGUCGUCUUUGUGAGCCGCGGGAGUCAGCUGCUGACAAGCGGUUCAGACGGUCUGGUCAAAUUGUGGACCAUAAAGACCAACGAGUGUGUGAAGACUCUGGACGCCCACCAGGACAAGGUGUGGGGCCUGCACGCCAGCCGCAAGGACGACCUGGCAGUGACCGGGUCUGCCGACUCCAGCAUCAUGCUCUGGCAGGACGUCUCUGAGAUUGAGCUAGCAGAAGAGCAGGCCCAACAGGAGGAUCAGAUUCUGAAGCAGCAGGAGCUGUCCAACCUCCUGCAGGAGAAGAAGUUCCUGAAGGCCCUGGGCCUGGCCAUAUCUCUGGACCAGCCGCACACCGCGCUGCGGGUCAUUAAAGAGAUCCGGCGGGGGCGGGACGGCGAGCAGCAGCUGGAGAACACGCUGCUGAGGCUGAGACGCGACCAGAAAGAGUCGGUGCUGCGGUACUGCGCGGUGUGGAACACGAACGCGCGGAGCUGUCUGGACGCGCAGGCGGUGGUGCAGGUGCUGCUGAGGCACCACCCGCCCGAGGAGCUGCUGCAGUACCAGGGGGCCCGGAACAUUCUGGAGGCCCUCGUACCUUACACAGACAGACACAUGCAGAGGAUUGGCCGCUUGCUGCAGGCGUCCAUGUUCCUGGACUACAUGUGGCAGAAGAUGCGAGUGACCGGCCACUCAAGCGUGGAGACUCAGGGCGAAAGCAUGGACACGUCACCUGUCGCCCCGGCCACGCCCCCGCCCCUCUUCAUCAUUGACACUUCGCCCAGCCUGGAGGGGGAGAGAGGUAGGCAGGAGGAUGAGGAAGGUGGGGAGAAAGAGGAGGAGGAAGAGGACGCCGCCGAAGAAAAUCAGGAGGAUGACGCAGAUGUCAGUGUGGCCGGCGGGAAGGCGGGAAAGAACGGAAAAACGGAGCGAGGGAGGGAAGAAACGGAAAUGGCGGAGGAGUCCGCCAGCGGGGAGAGCUCGGGCGAGGAAGACGAGGGCGCUGACGACGGCGCCGGCGAUGGGCGGAAGAGGGAAAAUGGGAUUGGCUGGUCUUCAGAGGCCCUGCCCCUUCAGAUGGAACUGAUCAGGUGAUGCGAAGGGGCGGGGCCAGCGGGAGCAUCCUGCAAGAGAGGCGGGACCUGCGCACGAAGCCGACGCCCACGCCUGGAGCCGACACCCAUGUCCCUGGUUAUCUCAGAGACAGCAGAUUGACAGCCAGAACAAACAAGUAGCUCAAAUCCAGCUGCCACACAGUGCCAUCAAGCAACAAAGAAAAGCAAAACUGGGACAGAACAGUUGUUUUGUAAGACGUCGCCGACCCUGAAACCGUGCUACAGGGAACGCCUCAUGAUUGCAUGCAGUAUGCUUGCAGACUCCGCUUGAAUCACUUAGCACGCACCCGAUCCUGUCUUAGCCUCACUUGACUGCCGUGUACGUGCAAAAUGGCAGGCUAGCGCUGGGUGUGUGUGCGUGUGUGCGUGUGCGUGUGCGUGUGUGUUAGCAUGUGUGCGCUCAUGUAUCCGUCUGCAAAGAUGCAAAGAGCCGGUUGCAUCUUCAGCUGCCUUCCAUUGUCCGAUUUCACAUCUGAUUUGUUUAAUGGCUUAUCUGAUAGGUUUUGCUUGGGCCAGGCAGUUCCUACCCCCACUCCUGGCUGUGUGGUUGUCUUGUCUGGCCUGUAUUUCUGCAUUCUGAGACCAGCUUAGAUUCCUCCUUUCUCUUUAUCUACCUGAUUACUUGGCAAAGAGCCCUGAAGAUGCAGGACUUGGAGGGUUUGAAAGUUUCAUCUGGUGUUGGAAGCCGGACCAAAUGUCUGUUUUAUACAGGAAGUCCACAACAGGACGUCUGGCAAUUAUGUUCAUUUCACCUACUUCUGAAAUUUAGAUUUGCCUCCCAAUAUGAGCAUGAUCCGACUGUAAGUAAUUGUCAGUAAUUAACAAAGACAUGUUGUACUCCGCAAAAGUUCAAAUUAUGGACAAUUCGUUUUUCCCAAGCUCAAAAACAUUUUACUAAAAACAUUUUGUGUAAACAUUUUCUUGUGAAACAAAAUGUGACUUGAAUAAAUGUUCUUCAAAUAAGCAGAA